AUGAAUCCCAUGACUCAGCUCUACUACAAGAAGGCGACGUACUCGCCAUAUCGCGACCGCAUCCCGCUGCAGAUCGUGCGGGCUGAGGUCGAGUUGUCGGCGGAGGAGCGCGCCUACCUCACGGCGGUGGAGAAGGGCGACUACGCGGGUGUCAAACAUGCGCUCCGAGAAGCGGAGGUCUACUACAACAUGGACGUCAACUGUCUGGACCCGCUUGGCCGCAGCGCGCUGCUCAUCGCCAUCGAGAACGAGAACCUGGAAAUCAUGGAGCUACUUCUUGACCAUGGCAUUUACACUGGUGACGCCCUUCUCUACGCCAUUAGGAAGGAGGUGGUGGGCGCCGUGGAGUUGCUGCUGUCGCAUCGACGGCCGAGUGGCGAGAAGCAGGUUCCCUCACUGAUGAUGGACAGCCAGUUUUCAGAAUUCACCCCCGACAUCACUCCUAUCAUGCUCGCCGCUCACACAAACAACUACGAGAUCAUCAAGCUGCUGGUGCAGAGGAAGGUCACUAUUCCCAGGCCUCACCAGAUCCGAUGCGACUGUGUGGAGUGUGUCUCUAGUUCAGAGGUGGACAGCCUACGCCACUCGCGUUCUCGGCUAAACAUUUACAAGGCCUUGGCGUCACCCUCGCUCAUCGCGCUGUCCAGCGAGGAUCCCAUUCUGACGGCCUUCAGACUGGGCUGGGAACUGAAAGAACUCAGCAAGGUGGAGAACGAGUUCCGUCAGGAGUACGAGGAACUGUCACAGCAGUGCAAACGUUUUGCCAAAGACCUUCUGGACCAGGCCAGGAGUUCCAGAGAGCUGGAGACAAUUCUGAACCACCGGGACAGCGACCAGAGCGAGGAACUAGACCCCCGACAGUGCCAUGACCUGGCUAAACUCAAACUGGCCAUCAAAUACCACCAAAAAGAGUUUGUGGCGCAGCCAAACUGUCAGCAGCUGUUGGCCACCUUGUGGUACGACGGCUUCCCGGGAUGGAGGCGGCGCCACUGGGUGGUCAAGCUGGUCACCUGCUUCAUCAUCGGACUCCUGUUCCCAGUCUUCUCAUUGAUCUACUUGCUAGCUCCAAAAGGCGCACUGGGUCGCUUCAUCAAGAAGCCCUUCAUCAAGUUUAUCUGUCAUACGGCGUCCUACCUGACCUUCCUCUUCCUGCUCCUGUUGGCCUCGCAGCACAUCGCCCGCACCAACCUACACAUGCAGGGCCCGCCGCCCACCAUCGUGGAGUGGAUGAUUCUGCCGUGGGUGCUGGGAUUCAUCUGGGCAGAGAUAAAGGAGAUGUGGGACGGCGGCUUCACAGAGUACAUCCAUGACUGGUGGAACCUGAUGGAUUUUGCCAUGAACUCUCUCUACCUGGCAACUAUAUCACUGAAAAUAGUGGCCUACGUUAAGUACAACUCGUCUCGGCCCAGGGAAGAGUGGGAGAUGUGGCACCCAACUCUAAUCGCCGAGGCUCUGUUUGCCAUCGCCAACAUCUUCAGCUCGCUGCGACUCAUCUCACUCUUCACCGCCAACUCGCACCUCGGGCCCCUGCAGAUCUCACUGGGGAGGAUGCUGCUAGACAUCCUCAAGUUCCUCUUCAUUUACUGCCUGGUGCUGCUGGCGUUCGCCAACGGCCUAAACCAGUUGUACUUCUACUACGAGACCACCGCGUCCGAGGAGCCCAACAACUGCAAGGGGAUCCGCUGCGAACGGCAGAACAACGCCUUCUCGACGCUCUUUGAGACUCUGCAGUCACUCUUCUGGUCCAUAUUUGGUCUGCUCAACCUCUAUGUCACCAACGUAAAGGCUCGCCACGAGUUCACCGAAUUCGUGGGAGCCACAAUGUUUGGGACGUACAACGUGAUCUCGCUGGUGGUUCUCCUCAACAUGCUCAUCGCCAUGAUGAACAACUCGUACCAGCUCAUCGCCGACCACGCCGACAUCGAGUGGAAGUUCGCCCGCACCAAGCUGUGGAUGAGCUACUUUGACGAAGGAGGAACACUGCCGCCUCCGUUCAACAUCGUUCCCAGCCCCAAAUCUAUCUGGUACCUUCUCAUGUGGCUCCACAACAAGCUGUGCGGGCCGGGCCAACCCCCCGGGGAGGACCCGCACAAGUGCGAGAACCUGCGAGAGUUCACGGAGCGUCAUGCCGACAGCUUGAUACAGAACCAGCAUUACCAGGAGGUGAUCCGGAAUCUGGUGAAGAGAUAUGUGGCCGCCAUGAUCCGAAGCGCCAAGACGGACGAAGGCCUGACGGAGGAGAAUUUUAAGGAGCUGAAGCAGGACAUCUCCAGUUUCCGCUACGAGGUCCUCGAUCUCCUGGGCAACCGGCGUCCUCCUCGCCGACACUACUCUUCUUCCAGCGACAUGGCGCGUGACGACGGGGGCGUGGCGUCCGAGGACGACAGCGAGCCCGGCGACGCUUGCCAGAAGUCGAAAGGCGUGACUUUCACCGUGCCGCUGGAGGAGGACGACCGCCAGCCGACCCCUACGCUCGGAGUCUCCGCCUUGGUGCGCUCCAUUUCCGGGAUGAGCCGCGUGGAGCACGAAGGCGAGGAGGAAGGCGUGUGCUUCGGGGAGGAAGGGGAAGAAAAACCAAAGAGCAACGGUUUAAAGACCGCGGCGGUCCCGCCUCCCGACGCCCUACCCUCGCCGUUGUCGUUCUCCUCCUCGCUCUCCACCUCGCUCGCUCGCACCAAGAGCCGCCUUCAGCGGCUGUCGGCGCCGACGACCAAGGCGGACUCCUUCAAGCGCCUGUCUUUCCUUUUCUCCCGUUCUAAGCGCUCCGCCCUGCCCCUCCAAUCCCCGCCCUCCUACACCAUUUCCGACGGGCUGCUCCUACCGCGAGGGGGCCGCUCAGACUUGGGGCUGGGCCACGUGACCAGAAGCGAGACCCACCUGAACGAGGUGGGCCGCUCGGCGGACGCUUCCUUCUCUCCGCGGAGAACAAACGGACGUGACGCGCUCCUGACGCUGCCCCCGCCCCCUCCUUGUCCCUGCCAGUCGCUUCACUGCACGUCCAACAUGUCGGAAUCCAGCGCACGCCUCCUGGACUCUAGCGAGGACGUUUUUCAGGGCGGCGGCUUGGAAGCGGCGGCCGGAGGCGGGGUAAUGAUGAUGAUGGGCGGGUGGGUGGGGCCCUGCGACGACGUUAUCGAGGACAGCUGCGAGGUCGUGGAGGACUCGGUCAGCACACAACUAUAG
Molecule: messenger RNA, 3183 nt
Organism: Nerophis lumbriciformis (worm pipefish)
Lineage: Eukaryota; Metazoa; Chordata; Actinopteri; Syngnathiformes; Syngnathidae
Source: RefSeq, a predicted model, not a curated record